Messenger RNA from Penicillium samsonianum, 543 nucleotides. RefSeq lists its product as uncharacterized. NCBI's taxonomy places the organism in Eukaryota, Fungi, Ascomycota, Eurotiomycetes, Eurotiales, Aspergillaceae. The coding region runs from base 1 to 543 and encodes 180 amino acids. The transcript has 3 exons. The record is from RefSeq and is a predicted model, not a curated record.
AUGAAGCUUUCAGCACUGCUCGCAGUUUCAGCGGUGCUUGCAGAGGGAGUUCUUGCAAUCAAUUGCAAGGAUGGAUUGAAUUACUGUGGCAGGUCGAUCAAGCUCAAGAACCCCGCAUACGACGAAGAAUAUCAUGACAGAGAUCUUGUUCAUUGCCAGAAAGCACCCGACAACCUCCGUCGUGUGGAGAUAUGCUAUGGGGGAUGCAUCGAGGCCCCCGACGGUCAGAGUGACUACUGUGCGCCAUUCGGUGGAUUCAUCAUGACCACUGCUACAGAAAACUGCGUCGAGUUAGCGGACGCCAUUCAUCGCGACCAAAUUAAAGCGGCUGAGAAAAAAUCAAAAUCGGUAGCUAAAGUCUGGCGCCUGGAAGCUGAUUUCGCGUUUUUCAAUUCAAUGACUAUCUGCGUGCUUCUGUCAGGGGACGCAAACAAAGGCAGAAGCGAAGAGGCUGUUUGGGAGCAGGCAUUCAAUUUCUAUAAGGAUGCGACAGUGAGGCUCCAAAAUGAUUUGAAAGAGCUGAAUAAGGAACAAAAGAACUAG